GCGACGGCGGCUCUUUUCGGGCUACAGCGGCGGCCGCAAACUAUGUGUGCGAUUCCAGAGAUGGCUAUAUAUUGCACAAUUCGUGGGACUAUUCGCUCACACACACACAGACAUGUAUAGGAUAGGAUGAUUUGAUGUAUGCGCGACCAAGCGGGGCAGAUACGUAGGUCAGUUUCGUCAUAAUUGCGACUUUGAGGCAAAAAUGCGCCAAUUCCCAUCGCGCCGUGCUUAGCUGCUGCUACUGCUGCUGCGGAUACUCGAGAGUUGGCUGCGCGCGCGAUUCACGUGGUACUCGCUCGGCGACAAACAUCUCUCGCUCUAUAUAAAAAAAAAAAAGAACUAUAUGUGCCGGAAUCUCGAUCGAGUUUUUUUUUGGGGCGCACACGCUCCGGCUCGAUAAUAGCUUUUUCCAGAUCAAGCUUAGUUUUCUCGCUCGCGCGCCGCUGGACACGAGCCGAGAAAUUGUGACAAAUCCAAUUUCGAGCUAACUCGCGAUCGAUUUGGCCGCGUCGCGCUCGCGGAGAGCUUUAAUUGUCUAGAUUUUGCAUCGCACUCGUGAAGAGAGAUUACAAGGCAGGCGUGUAUAGAGUAAGUAGUGUGCGUCGCUCGGUGUGUCAAUAUGUCUGUGCGCGCAUACAUACAUGAAAUAUCAGCUGCAUCGACCGCCCAGUGCCUCUAAUGCACAUGCGGAAGGCACGUGGGCGCUCGUCUACUUCGACACCAGUCACCGCCUCGUUAGCCGGAGAGUCAGCCGCGGCAGCAGCAGUAGUAAGGAUAACAACACCAACGGCAACAUCUUCAACGACAACGACAACAACAAAAACGAGCAUCGAGUCGUCGAUCGCAGUCUUUGCUACUGCUGCUGCUGCUGCCUCCGCUGCUGCUGCUCUCCACGAGGAUGAUGUUGCCUGUGCAGCCCUACUCCACGGGCCAGACAGUACGCGCCUCUUCUUUACGCACGACGACGAUGACUCGACCGAUGACGAUGUUGCUGCCGCUGCUGCUGUCGCCGACUUUGCCGCUGCUGUUGCUGACCGCUCCGGCUCCUUCCUCCUCGGCCAAUAACUACCGUGGCACGGUAUGCUGCGCUGACAAAGUGUCCAAUUGUCAAAUAUACAUCGAUUGAUAUAUACUGUUGCUUAUAUUAAUCACGAUACUCUGCACACCCAAGACGCGGACAGCCGCAAAAAAUAUCCUGUCUGGCAGCGAGAGCAAACUUAUUGUUAUCCUCUCUGUAAUAUACACAUUAACAUAUAUUUUAUUAUACAUAAUCUAUUACAUAUAUUAUACAUAUAUGUGUGCGUGUGUGUAAAAAUACGAUCGACGGAUUCUCACCAAAUUAGUUGUCAAACGUGUACACUUUUAGCCCGAAAACGUAUUGUGUUGAUGCAAACGAGUAUAUCGGAUAGCCAAGUGUUUCUGCGGCAGUGCUGACUUGCAUCGACGGCCUUUUUACAUUUCUUUACGUUGUUAUUAUCCAGAUUUCUCAUCGACUGAGAAAUCGCACUUUUUUAUUUUCUCUCUCUCACCCCCUUUGCGGAGAAAAGAAAUCAAAGCCGAAGCUGCCGGGGAUAAAGGAUCGGCCGGUAUAGAGAAAAAAGAACUCGAAGCGGAAAAACAAAAACGGCAAGAGAAUGAUGCUGGACACGAUAGCGUACGACCCGCGGCUGAUCUGGCUCGUGGUGGUCGGCUUCAUCGUGGCGUUCGUGCUGGCCUUCGGUAUCGGCGCCAACGACGUGGCCAACAGCUUCGGGACGAGCGUCGGCGCCGGCGUCCUCACCAUCUUCCAGGCCUGCGUCCUCGCGACCAUAUUCGAGGUGCUCGGGGCCGUGCUCAUCGGCUACAAGGUGUCCGACACGGUGCGCAAGGGCAUCCUCGACACGUCGCUCUACAUGGGCCACGAGCGCGAGUUCAUGUUCGGCGCCCUCUCCAGCCUCAUCGGCUCGGCCGUUUGGCUCCUCGUGGCCACGGCCUUCAAGCUGCCCAUCUCGGGCACUCACUCGAUCGUCGGCGCGACCGUCGGCUUCUCCCUCGUCUGCAAGGGCACCGCGGGGGUCAAUUGGAAGGCUCUGUUGAACAUAGCCGCCUCGUGGUUCGCUAGUCCACUGCUCAGUGGCUUCGUAUCGACGACCCUCUUCUGGCUCAUCAGAAAGUCCAUACUGCGCUCUACCAAGCCGCUCGAGAAGGGCCUCCAGAUGCUGCCUUUAGCCUACAGCAUCACCCUCGGAGUCAACGUCAUGUCCAUACUUCACGAUGGACCCAAACUUUUGCACAUGGACAACAUACCGUGGUGGGCAGCCCUGAGCGGAGCCGCUGGUCUCGGGCUCGCCUUGGCCAUCGUCGUCUACCUGUUCGUAGUGCCCUGGCAGAGGAAGAAGAUCAUCAUGCAGCACAGCAGUGCCAACAACAGCCGCUUGCCCGAGCUCGACACUCCGGACGGCAACAAGGAGACGACCGCCCUGUCGGUCAUAUCGCAGCGCGGCGAGGUGACCCAGCAGCAGCAGCAACAGCAGCAGCCGUCGCAGCUCCUCGAGGAGCCGCCGAGGGGCCAGCUGCGCGUCAACAACAGCGCCAGUCCGCUGCUCAUGUCGGCAGCAGGAGGCGACCUCGAGGCCGGCCGCGCCCUCGACGAGGAGGCCAUCAUGGACUCGGAGCACCCCGACGUCUCGAAGCUCUUCGCCUUUCUGCAAGUCAUGACCGCUGGCUUCGGCAGCUUCGCCCACGGCGGCAACGACGUCAGCAACGCCAUCGGCCCGCUCAUAAGCCUCUGGGUCAUCUACGCCGAGGGCUCGGCCAAGCAAGAAGCCGAGACGCCCCUGGCUAUUCUCCUCUACGGCGGUUUGGGAAUCUCCGCUGGCCUCUGGAUCUGGGGCCGUAAAGUCAUCGAGACUCUCGGCUCGGAUCUCGCCAAAAUCACACCGACCACAGGUUUCACGAUCGAGGUUGGAGCCGCGGUCACCGUCUUGCUGGCGAGCAAAUGUGGCCUGCCGGUCUCAACGACCCACUGCAAGGUGGGCUCGGUCGUCUGUGUCGGUUGGGCAUCCCGGGGCGGCAAAAGUGUCAGUUGGAGCCUCUUUCGCAACAUAGCGUUCGCCUGGCUCAUCACUGUGCCGGUCGCUGGUCUUCUUUCGGCUGGCUGCAUGUUUUUCUUUCAACAAAUAUUUGACAUCUGAACAGAUAUACUUUUUUAUCAUUUUAAGUUAACAAGCAAAGCACAAUAUAAAGACGGAACAACUUUUUCUUUCUUUUUUUUUUUAUUGUUCGGUCUAGCAUAUCUUUACCUCUUAAUGAUUUUGCGUUGUAUAAUGUUUAUUUUCACAAGACGAAUGAAGCUUUACGCGUGCGUAGCAAUUUUUCAAAGUUUAAAAAAAGAUUUAUUUUCCAGACACCAGUCAAAUAAAAAGGUUUUCAAAUAGUAACCAAAUUAUUGAAAAUCUUCAUGAUUCGUGUUUUAUUAGUGUACGUACUAGAAAUAAAUUACAAAUUGAUAGGACAUCGCCUUCUCUGUUUUAUUAAAAAAAAAUCAAUCAAUUAUACAAAACACAUUUUAAAAAUUUCGAGAGCCAAUAAAUUGAAAAAGACACGGUGAACUUGUCAAUAUUCCUACGUCCAAAAUAAAAGAAUAAGCAAUUAUUGAGUUCAAUGUCGAAAUUAUUACGCGAAUGGAACUAAUACUUUUUCUAUUAUAAUAAUAAAAGCGUCGACUCGAACGUCAAGUGGAUAAUCACAUCGUGAAUAGGUGCAUUGGAUUAUCGAAGAUUCUGAGCAUUUCAAUAUUAGCUUUUUUACCAGCAGAAAUCGAUUAUAAUUUUUACAGUGCGCUACUCUAUGCUUGUACGAUGUAUGUUUUAUAUUAUCUGUUAAGCAACUUUCUAUAUAUAAAUUAUGUAUAAAUGAGGUACGGAAAAAAAAUAUUUUCUACAUUUAGAUCGUUUACUAUUUCAUUUAGUUUCGCGUUUUAUCGAAGGGAAAAUGCAAAGAUUCUAUGCAGCAGCGUAAUUUCUAUAAAAAUAAAUACGUUGCCGAGUAAGGCGUGUAAGGUAUAAGGUGGAGAUCAUAGAUUGCCGAGGUAUAAGAGAAAAUUUGAUCAAUUUGAAACUAAGUUUUCCACUUCAUACAGUAUUAUGUACAAGGUUUCAACGUAAAUGAAAAAUUCGUAGAGGAGUUGACAUGUUUAUACUUUUUAAGACACUUUUUAUAAAAUAAACUAUUUCUUC
Molecule: messenger RNA, 4217 nt
Organism: Trichogramma pretiosum
Lineage: Eukaryota; Metazoa; Arthropoda; Insecta; Hymenoptera; Trichogrammatidae
Gene: NaPi-III
Product: sodium-dependent phosphate transporter 2
Exons: 5
Coding region: 1635-3173 (512 amino acids)
Biological process (GO): phosphate ion transmembrane transport
Cellular component (GO): membrane
Molecular function (GO): phosphate transmembrane transporter activity
Source: RefSeq, a predicted model, not a curated record